AUGGCCGAGAUUGAAGUCGCAGAGCAAGCUCCUCCCGGCGCGCAGUUAGGUGAGACCCUCUUACCUUCUCUACAUAUGCGAAGAUCACCUUCUCAUCGCAUGGACCGCACGACAGCUGCAGUUCAGCAGCAGCUGAACGAAACUCUCGAAAGUGCCGCGACCCGUUUCGAGUCAACGCUCACGGCAAUGACCGAGGAAUUACAAAAGUUUAGGGAGUUGCGCGAGCUACUUCUCUCUAGCAAAUCAGAGCAGUCAACACAAGCGAAUUUGAGCGUCAACGAGACGGUCUUGGUGGGCCUUACUCGGUCUAUCGAAUCACUUGAAUACACACUGCGCCUCGAACUCCGCAGCGUGGACAUCGCUCUUAGGAUGAGCCUGGCGAACAUUAACCAAACUUUGGACGGUCCGACAAAAGUUCUUUACGCCCACGCACCCCGCGCUAAUGUCUUGUUCUCUUAG
Molecule: messenger RNA, 459 nt
Organism: Peniophora sp. CBMAI 1063
Lineage: Eukaryota; Fungi; Basidiomycota; Agaricomycetes; Russulales; Peniophoraceae
Source: the annotation of a GenBank genome assembly